AUGUAUGCAGCGGCGCAGUGCGAGGUACCAGGGAGACAUGGCUCGCGAGCGGUCGCCGAUCGCGAAUUACUUUCACUCGACUAUCCCCGGGCGCUGACCGCGCGGCCGGGGUCGUCGGCCGCGAGCGAGCGCGGGAAACGCCACCCGCCAUCGCGCCAUUCAGAAAAGCGCGCCAUGUUUACACAGAUGCCCGCCGAAACGCGUGCCGUUGCAUCACUUCCGUUUGCGUUCCGUUUUGCCGCUUAUUGA
Arctia plantaginis is the source of this 249-nucleotide messenger RNA. The record is from the annotation of a GenBank genome assembly. NCBI's taxonomy places the organism in Eukaryota, Metazoa, Arthropoda, Insecta, Lepidoptera, Erebidae.